GCUGCUCAAUGAUCCCGCAACGAUGGGCUAAAUCUGUUUGCCCUUAAAUACGUGCAGGAUCAGUUACCCCCGGGAAUGACCACCUCGUCGGCGCAGACAGAUUCCAUUGACUCCAUGCAGCAUGUUUCGAUUGCCGGUGGAGGUGGAGGCAGUGGGCCCAGUAGCGCCACCAAACAUCCGUCCAGGUUCGCCGAAUUUUUCUUCCGAAAGCUUAAGUUCAGCAAGCCGGGCACACCAGAGGAUAACUUUGAGCAGGAGCACGACGAUGCCAUUGCUGCUUUGGAUUCUGUGCUCAGUGAAAACAGCUCUGAGAAGAGCAAGGAGAAUCUGUUCAAUCGCAAAAAGCGCACCAAGAAGGAGAAAGAGGCCUCCAAGAGCAUGGGCACCUGGCCGCGGACCAACAUCUCGCAUGAAAAUCCAACGGGCACCAUGCGGGGCAAUGAGAAGAAGCGUGCUCUGAUGUCGCUUUUUACAGCGGGUCCUAUCAAUGUGGACAAGGAUGACGAACUGAUGGCUGAUGUUGGGCUGCCAGAGAAGCAGCCAGCAGCGUUGAUCCAGGACCAGUUGCCUCCACCGCUGCCGCCACAAAUGUCGAAGCCACUGGCCCACAUUCGGGGAUCCAACGGGGGCGCUAUAAAGACGCAUCCAAACCGCAAUUCCAACCCGGUGAGCUCGGGAGUCUCGGCAUUGUUUCCACCCGGACCCUCAAAUGGAAUGCCAACCGCUGGUUAUCCCACACAUCCGAGGCAUUCGCUAUACGGUGUGACUGCCGAAGAGAUUAGCCAAAAGCCGAUUCAGCGAGCCCCUCUAAUGGGCGCCAAUGCCAGGGUUAAAAUGCCCUCACAGGAGCGCUACGGAACCAGGCCGCACAGUAACCAUCGCCUGUCGUUAAAUAUCACACCCAGCGGUGAUUUUACCAGCCCAAGACCAGUGGUCAGCAGGCGCAGCAGCAAGUAA
This is a messenger RNA of Drosophila santomea, 957 nucleotides long. RefSeq lists its product as uncharacterized. The transcript has a single exon. NCBI's taxonomy places the organism in Eukaryota, Metazoa, Arthropoda, Insecta, Diptera, Drosophilidae. The record is from RefSeq and is a predicted model, not a curated record. The coding region runs from base 76 to 957 and encodes 293 amino acids.